Molecule: messenger RNA, 810 nt
Organism: Penicillium mononematosum
Lineage: Eukaryota; Fungi; Ascomycota; Eurotiomycetes; Eurotiales; Aspergillaceae
Product: A4/G1 family peptidase
Exons: 1
Coding region: 1-810 (269 amino acids)
Biological process (GO): proteolysis
Molecular function (GO): glutamic-type endopeptidase activity
Source: RefSeq, a predicted model, not a curated record
AUGAAGUUCGCUGUCGCAAUCUUCAGUGCCACACUACUGGCCACGUUCAUCAUUGCUUCUCCUCUCGCCUCUCAGCGUGAGGCGGACAGUGAAAUACAGCGAUCUGCCCAAGCUCCGCGCCGCACAACCCGACCUCACAACCCGGGUACCUCGGAAGUACUUUAUCUGAAUCAAACAUCCCAGGAGACUUACAGCUCAAACUGGGCCGGGGCUGUGCUUAUUGGUACCGGAUUCACUUCGGUAUCUGGAGAGAUCACGGUUCCUAUCCCCCACCUUCCAAAUGGUGCUAAUUCCUACACGAACUACUGCGCAUCUGCAUGGGUCGGCAUCGACGGUGAUACUUGCAGUACAGCCAUUCUACAAACAGGAAUCGAUUUCUGUAUUCAAGGAGGUUCCACGUCAUAUAACGCGUGGUACGAAUGGUAUCCAGACUACGCCCGUAACUUUAGCAACAUCCAAAUUUCGCCCGGAGAUGUGACCAAAAUGACAGUCGACGCAACUUCCAAGAGUUCCGGUUUCGCUACUAUUGAGAACCUAUCCACAGGUGUAUCUGUGACGCAUAUAUUCCCUUAUAGCCUUGGGGGUGACCUCUGCGAAUUCAACGCCGAAUGGAUUGUGGAGGACUUCUCUAUAAACAACGCGUUGGCUCCUUUUGCCGACUUUGGCACCGUAGUGUUCUCCAAUGCAGUUGCCUCGCGCGGUGGGAAUACUUAUGGGCCGUUGGGUGCUACCAUCAUGGACAUCUAUCAGGAUCGGAUUCUCACAUCUUCUUCUGUUACCAGAAAUACCGUCACUAUCAGUUACAUUUAG